AUGUUCAACCAAUAUAAUAACUUUCAAACGAAUUCAAUUUUUGGCACUUUCGAUGAUACUUUAUUUCAAGCAAGAGCAGCACAAGCUGCACUUGCUGAAAUUGAUGUUAAAAAUGUCAAUAUGGCCGCUAGCGGAAUGCUUCGACCAUCGGAUAUAUUUACCUAUCAUUCUACCGCAGCAUCACAUUUGCCAUCGUCCGGUGAAUUUGAUUCAUCUGCAAUUUCACAAAGUUCAAUUAUUGAUUCAUCCAUGAAUCAUGCAGCUGAUUCAAUGGCUUCCUUACAGCAUGUAAUGGCAAUGCAACACUAUCCAACUGCACAAUUUUCCCAAUAUCCGAUACCAUCACCGUUUGCAACUGCAACUGCAGUUGUUGCAUCACAAAGUGCUGCUGCUGCUGCGGUGCCAAUAUAUCCUUUAUCAGCUCAAGCUACAGAAUUGGAUACAGAUCCACGUGAACUAGAGCGUUUUGCGGAACAUUUUAAGCAAAGGCGUAUCAAAUUGGGCGUAACUCAAGCUGAUGUUGGUAAAGCUCUUGCACACCUAAAGAUGCCAGGCGUUGGAUCAUUAAGUCAGUCAACGAUAUGUCGAUUUGAAAGUCUUACAUUGUCGCAUAAUAAUAUGGUAGCGCUAAAACCUAUUUUACAUUCGUGGCUUGAAAAG
Molecule: messenger RNA, 660 nt
Organism: Acanthocheilonema viteae
Lineage: Eukaryota; Metazoa; Nematoda; Chromadorea; Rhabditida; Onchocercidae
Source: the annotation of a GenBank genome assembly